This is a messenger RNA of Trifolium pratense (red clover), 680 nucleotides long. RefSeq lists its product as uncharacterized. Lineage: Eukaryota; Viridiplantae; Streptophyta; Magnoliopsida; Fabales; Fabaceae. Bases 121 to 564 code for a protein of 147 amino acids. The transcript has a single exon. The record is from RefSeq and is a predicted model, not a curated record.
AUAAAGUAUCCAUAUCCUUUAUAUAAUUCCACACCCACUCACCCACCCCACUUCUCUUUCUUUCUUCCACUGAACACUGAACCAACCAUACUAGCUAGAUCUCUCAAUUCAGCAACAACAAUGGAAGCUCUCCUUUCUCAAUUCACCUUCCUCUCAGACCAAUCUUUAGACGACAAGACCUUCGAUCCAUCAACGAUCGAAGAUCUAAUGAAACUAUUCGAGAUCGAAUCAUACAAAGCAUGGGCAGCUGCAGAACUUGAGCAAGAGACAGAAGUUGAAGAAGCUGAAGAUGCAAUGCAAGAAGCCGAGGAACAACUCGAGUCUGCGAUGGAAAGAGCCAUGGAUGAAUUCAGAAGGUUUGAAGAAGAGUUAGAGAGGAUUUCAAGAGAUGAAGUGGAUAGUUUAGUUGAAACUGCUGAGAAAGCAAGAAAAAUGGGAAACUUAAUGGAAAAAAGUGCUUCUGUUGCUUCUAAGAAGUAUAUUGAAGCUGCUUUGAAUUCAGCUACUGCUUCUAUGAAAUCUGCUUGGAAAGGAAUCUCUUCUGGCAAGGUUCAUCCAUCUUGAUAGUUGAUGUAUAUGUAUCCACAAUCUAAUCUAUAUGUAACUUAAAUUCGAUUCUAUAUAUCUAUUUAUCUUUACUAUAUAUUGAAAAAUAAAAAUAUUUCUUUAGUAGUUGAUAA